Vicugna pacos (alpaca) is the source of this 6083-nucleotide messenger RNA. NCBI's taxonomy places the organism in Eukaryota, Metazoa, Chordata, Mammalia, Artiodactyla, Camelidae. The record is from RefSeq and is a predicted model, not a curated record.
CCUUGGACGGAAACUCGGUGAGGAGAAAGGGGGCUGCGAAUUCUGUUCAGACUCAUCUUUUCCUCCGUUGCUGCUGGUGACUUCUGAAACCUGAGGGAAAGGAGCCUGCCAAAGGACCCUCCAGGCAGGUGUAGAACUCUGGCUACAAAAUCUGUGAGGGGAGCCUGAGAAGUGAUGCUUGUGCUGGUUACUGGUUUCUUGCUGUCAACUCCAAAUUCACCCUUUUUUGACUGCGCAGUGAAAAUGGAUCUGGGCCUUCUAAAUCCAGGCAUCUUGUGUUUUCUGCUGGCAUCUGUGAAAUGGUAACAGGCCCCAGACUCUUCACAGAUCCUGAAACUACUCACCUACCUAAGAGAAUCUGGACAUUAUUGACAUAAUCUCCACCUCCCUGUGCCUCUCCUCCCAUGGAAGGAAGCUGAGAGAGUGCGUGAGCCAGCCAACAUAAUAAACUUCUGGCAAGGCUUCUGUUGACUCAUGACCCUACACUGAAUUAAAGGAGAAAUGAAGAACCCACCCCACCCGACCUGCUGGGCCACGUACCAAAUAAUGAUAAUAAUACCUCCAUGGAUAGAGAAAAGAAGAUGAAUAGCAGGAUUUGGGAAGAAGCGCAAAUCUCUUAGUGAAGAAACAGCCAAGAAAAUUACUGCUCUCCUAGUGCAAAGAGGGACACUAAUUAAAGAAAAAGUAGGAUAACUUGUGGUUGCUGGCCCAGAUCUUUUUGGAAGGAAAUCCAAGGAAUCAGCAAAUGUGUUUCUACUUUUCUAUGAAUCUUCUGCAGCUUAUCCAUUUUGUGGGUAAAAACUAAAUCACAUCCAUAAUUCCACUGUACUGGGCACACAGACACUGCCAUUUAUGUCACAGUAUACUGAAAAAGAGCCAGCAGCAAUGGAUCAAGAAUCCAGCAAGGCUGUCUGGCCCAAACCAGCAGGAGGAUAUCAGACAAUCACAGGCAGGAGAUACGGCAGAAGACAUGCAUAUGUCAGUUUUAAACCAUGUAUGACUAGGCAUGAAAGAAGCUUAGGUCGGGCUGGUGAUGACUAUGAAGUGUUGGAACUAGAUGAUGUUCCAAAAGAAAAUUCCUCAGGUUCCAAUCCAUUGGAUCAAGUUCAUUCUUCUUUACCCAAUGGCCCUUUAUUUGAAAAAAGUGAAGCAGAAAUUCCCAUUGGUGAUACAGCAUUGAAUCAAACCAUUGAGAGCAGUCCAUCCUUUGCUGCAGUACAUCAUAGCGAGGAAGGCAGGGAGACCUUAGGAAGCAGUACAAAUCUUCACAGUCACUCUGAGGGAGAAUAUACUCCAGGAGCUUGUAAUGCUUCAAGUGUCCAAAAUGGAAUUACACUGGUUCAUACUGACUCUUACGAUCCAGAUGGCAGACAUGGAGAGGAUAAUGACUGUCUUCAGCUCUCUGCAGAAGUUGUGGAAGGUAGUAGAUAUCAGGAAGCACUGGGCAAUACAAUAUUUGAGUUAGAAAAUGGAGAGGUAGAAGCAUAUACUGGUCUUUCACCACCAGUUCCCUCUUUUAACUGUGAAUUAAGAGAUCGGUUUGAGGAGUUAGAUUCAGCACCUUUAGUGAAAACUUCUACUGGUGAUACCGAGUUUGUCAGUCAGAGCAAUCAGGAAUUUCAGAGGUCCUCUUCUGAAGAUGAAGAUGUUAGAAAGAAACAACAAAAUAAUACUAGCCAGGAGAGACAAGGAGAAAAUUCAACUGAAGAUUCAGCCUGUGCUCCUAGGCAUAUUUGCAGUGAACAAAAUACCAGUGAUAGGGACAAAAAUCAGGGAAGUUCUCCUGAACAGGUAGUAAGGCCCAAAGUUAGGAAAGUGAUAAGUUCAAGCCAGGUGGACCAAGAAACAGGUUUUAAUAGGCAUGAGGCUAAGCAGAGAAGUGUUCAGAGGUGGAGAGAGGCUUUGGAAGUUGAGGAAAAUGGCUCAGAUGACCUCUUAAUAAAAUGUGAUGACUAUGAUGGAGAACAUGACUGUAUGUUCUUGGAUCUGCCUUUCGCAAGAGUUACACAGAGUGAAACAGACAAUAACCAGAUAACACCAGAAGGUGGAGCCACAGCAGGAAGGCAAGAAGUUGUGGAUAACACAUUUUGGAAUGGCUGUGGAGAUUAUUACCAACUGUAUGACAAAGAUGAAGAUAGUUCAGAGUGCAGUGAUGGAGAAUGGUCUGCUUCUUUGCCUCAUCGAUUUUCUGGUACAGAAAAAGAUCAGUCCUCAAGUGAUGAAAGCUGGGAGACUCUGCCAGGAAAAGAUGAGAAUGAACCUGAACUGCAGAGUGACAGCAGUGGUCCUGAAGAGGAAAACCAGGAAUUAUCUCUUCAGGAAGGGGAACAGACAUCCUUGGAAGAGGGAGAAAUUCCUUGGUUACAGUACAAUGAAGUCAAUGAAAGCAGCAGUGAUGAAGGAAAUGAGCCUGCCAAUGAAUUUGCACAGCCAGAAGCUUUCAUGUUGGAUGGUAACAAUAACCUUGAGGAUGACUCCAGUGUGAGUGAAGACUUAGACGUGGACUGGAGCCUGUUUGACGGUUUUGCAGAUGGACUAGGAGUUGCUGAAGCUAUUUCUUAUGUGGAUCCUCAGUUCCUCACUUACAUGGCUCUAGAAGAACGCUUAGCCCAGGCUAUGGAGGAGGCAAAUAGGGCAGGGACUGAAGCAAAAGAAACCAACAGGAAGAGAAUAAUGACUGCCCUAGCACAUUUGGAGUCUCUUGCAGUGGAUGUUGAGGUGGCUAAUCCACCAGCCAGUAAGGAGAGCAUUGACGGUCUUCCAGAGACCCUUGUUCUUGAAGAUCACACUGCUAUUGGUCAGGAGCAAUGCUGUCCAAUCUGUUGCAGUGAGUAUAUUAAGGAUGACAUAGCAACAGAGUUACCCUGUCACCAUUUCUUUCACAAACCUUGUGUCUCAAUUUGGCUACAAAAGUCUGGAACGUGCCCCGUGUGCCGCCGUCAUUUCCCUCCUGCUGUGAUGGAAACGUCCGCAGCGGCUUCCUCUGAGCCUGAGCACGACGCCCCACCAGCAGCCGACAGCGCUGCAGAGGCCCCCUGAACCCUAGCACUGAGCGAGAUCAGUCUAUCAAAGUAAACCUACAGACUGCUUCUAAGUCUGAUGUGCAAAUAAUUAUAUAUAAAUAUAUUAAAAAUGCUAUAUAUAGUCUAUGCCAUAGUUUAGAAAGAGAGUAUUAACCUUUCUAAACUAAAUUUAGGUUUGCAGAAAGUACUAAGCAUUUUCAAGCUGAAUGUUGAAACAGUGCAUCCAUUUUCUUUAGUUUAAUAUGUUAUUAUUUGUAAAGUGCAGCUUAUCAAUUAACUCUCUCCAAAAGAAAUAAUCAUCUAUGUGGCACACGUUAUUGGUUUUGUCUGAAGUACCGCCACUAAGUGAUUAUAAUUAAGCUCUCCUAUUUGCAUCAGAUGUGAAGAUUGUGAUCAUAACAGUAGCAAAAUUUGGUUUCAUUGGAAAUAAAGAAUUCUGAGCAUGCUUUUUCAUUGGUCCCUUUGCUUUUGCCUCAUCAAAACCUCUUGGUUCAUAAUACUGAGUUGUUUUAUAAGAAGGUAUCUACUCUCUCAUCUUUGUUUAAAAUUAGGACUUCUUAGAAUGCCAAACAAAACUUCUGGCUAGAGCAUCAAAAAUUUUUAAAUCUUAAAUGUAAUCCCCUUGAAAUGGUUAGAUAGUAAAAUAAAUGUUUAUAUUUUAAAUGGUGGAUGUACUUAAAGUAAAGUUAGUAAAAUAUAUGAACAGUCUAGUGUGCUCAGCACUUGGUACAAUGAGUUGGAUUAGAUGGCCUUGUGAAAUCCUUUCUACUUGGUUGAAAUUAUACUUGAAGGUCCAGAACACUCAUGGCACAUUUGUGUAAUAGAUUUUGGAUAUAGUUAAAGGUAAUUUUGGCUGCAAAAUAUUUGGAAAGUCUGAAAACAGGCAUAAGGUGUUUAAAAACACUCAUUCUGUCAUAUCACAAAGGAAAAUCUGAAUCCUUAAAAAACGAGAUGGUCACUUGUACUAACUGGUAUAUAUCAUAAAAUUGAUGGGGUGUAGGACAAAUUUGGCCACACCUUUUACAACAUGUCUAAACCUUACUGUGUUAUAAUUUAUUAUUUUAAAAUAUUGCUGAACAAGGAUUAUCCAUGUUACAUUAUCAGCGUUUGUUUCUUUACCCUAAUUUAUUUUAAUAAAAUUAUUCACCUGGAAAUAAAAUAGGAGUUGGUAAUUUCAAGUUAAGCCAUGGAUGAAAAAGAAGUAGAUUUAUAUGAUUUCCUAGAGACUGAAUAGAACUGAACAUGUAACACGGUUCCUUUGUUAUUUUCCUUUUUCUGAAAGAGAGAAGAAGAUGAUGACCUCAGAUUACCCUCUGGAAGAGUUCUGUUCACAGGCUUUUGCAAAACUGAGGAAAUUAGCUUCCCUUAUUCUUUUUUAUGGGAAAUUUGACCCAGAGGGUUAUCUUUAUACAUGUAAUACCAAACUAAGACUGCACAGCUUUCUGUUUAGGUGAUCACACCUAGUAGGCAAGUAAGUAUGUAUCAACAUGGACAUAAUAUUCAGCUUUCAGGUGUGAUUCGGUAUCAGCAGCAGAGUGGUGGGUGUUAGAAUCCCACAUUUGAGCGAGUCAGAUAGUAAAGCACAUAGUGAGUGUACAUCCAUCCAAGUAGUGCAUUGAUUGUUUAGUUUGGACACAUACAAGGAAUAUUUAUAUGGCUUCCCAAAUAUAAAAUUACAUUUUAUUUGUGUCAUUUCUCUGAGUAUUUGUAUUCCAUCGCUUUUCUCCACUCUUAAAAAUAAAUGAAAUUUCACUGUUGGCACAUUUGAGGCUUAAAUAUAAGGAACAUAACACUUGCAUUCUGAUUUUUGCAUAUAUUGUAAAUGUGUCUGGUAUUUACAGCAAAAUACUGUGUAUCCUUUUACGGGCAAAACAAAAUUGAACAUUGCAUGCAUGUAAUGUGGUGACUGUACUUUAGGGGUUCUUUGGGGCUUCUGUGACUUUGGAAAUGCUUACAUUCAGGCCUUAAUGUUGCAUUAGGUAGCAUGUUUUCCUUCUGAUGUACAUAGUCACUGUUGUAUAAACUAAUCUUUGCUUGUUUUCUACUCUGUGAUCUUUCCAUAUCAUAUUUCAUUGAUGCUCAGUUAGUGUCACGGAGUGAAAUCAUAUUAAAAUUAAUUCUCAUGUGUAUAUUGUGGAAAUUUGUGGCUAGUGUGUUUUUUGUUGUUGUUGUUAUUGUUUGUUUCCUUUAAGUAAUACUGAUCAGUUGUGACACUUACUGGUUAAACGGACAUUGCUACAGAUUUCUCUGUAAUAAGCCACACAUUAUAUUUAGGCAGGCAGUAGAAAGGGACCCUGGUUUUUUCUUCUAGAUAGCAGCUGUCCCAGAGAAAAUAUUUCUUCUUUGCCUGUUAAGAUUUAGCUGUUAUCUGCCAGUUGUUAUAAGGUUUUGGUUCCAAAUUCAACCAGCAGUGUUGAGAACUGAACUUAAGAUAGCUGUUGUACUUUUUGCUUUCCAUCUGUUUCUGUCUUUCAUUCUUGGCUCCCUACUUUCUAUAAACAGCUGCUAUGAAGGAGAAAAGUUGAGUAAGAAUUGGCCUAAAAGUUCUUUAAAAAGAAAACUGAGAUUUUAGAGUUUCCAUUGUAACAGGCUGAUAAAAGCUAAGGCUGCCAAGUUAAGACACCAAAAUAUUGUUUGAUCAUAUCGUGGGUCCUUCUGAAAAAGUAAAGAAUACAUGGAGGUUAAUUAGAAGUAUAAAUGUUAAUUACAAUGUUGUUUCUCAUAUUUCUCUAUUAUAUGUUAAGUGACUUGAUCUAAUAAUUUUAUUUUUAUAAACAUUUUCUUCUUGUAAUAUGAAUGCUUAUAUUUAAAGGUAGAUCUAUGUGGUUUUCUUUUGUGUUUCUUAAUUGUUUCUCUCUAAGCUAACUAACUUUUAAGAUUAUUUGUGAUCUGGAUUUAUAUAUAAACUGUUAAAUAUAUGUGAACUGUUAAAAUGGAAUGCAAGUCUUUCAAAAGCCCAGGUCUAAAUGUAAUGGGUUUAUUGUUCUACAACCCCAGUCCAUCAUUUUUCGUGUGAAUCAUAAACAAUAAACAGGAUAUACUCAGUGGUCAUUUCUAAUA